CGGGGUGCAAGCGUCCCUUGCCUUCUCGCCUUUUAUCCCCCAAUCCCCACCCCGGGGCAUUCUAGCUGUAGAUCCUAGGAGCAAGGACCAGGGAGGGGACCAGGGCGGGGACCCAGGCGGGACCAAGGCGCGCCCAGCUCUGUGCCCCGCCCGCCACGUCUCCUCCGGGCCAUGCCACCGAGGCCGCCCCCUCGCGGGCAGCGCGGGCGCCGGGUGCUCGUUCUCGGCGGCGGCGGCGGCAGCGGCGGCGGCGGCGGGCCCGGGUUGCCAUGGUGACCGGCGGCAGCCACAGCAGGGCCGGCCCCAGCGCCAGCGCCGCGGCGGCUCGGCAGGGCGCAGUGUGUGGGUGAGCGCGGCCGGAGCGGGCGCGGCCCGGCCUCAGCAUGGAGGACGGCUUCUCCAGCUACAGCAGCCUGUACGACACCUCCUCGCUGCUGCAGUUCUGCAACGAUGACAGCGCAUCUGCUGCCAGCAGUAUGGAGGUAUCAGAUCGCAUUGCCUCUCUGGAGCAGCGCGUCCAGAUGCAGGAGGAUGACAUUCAGCUGCUCAAGUCAGCGCUGGCCGACGUGGUUCGGAGGCUGAACAUCACGGAGGAGCAACAGGCCGUGCUUAACCGGAAAGGACCUACCAAAGCGAGACCACUGGGGCAGACCCUGCCGUUAAGAACCACCGUCAACAAUGGCACCGUGUUACCAAAGAAACCCAGUGCCUCCCUCCCAUCCCCCUCGGGGUCCAGGAAAGAAACGGUUGUGCCGGUAACCAAAAGCAUCAAUAGGACCAGCUCUUCGGAACGUGUGUCUCCAGGCGGCCGGAGGGAGAGCUCCGGGGACUCCAAAGGAAGCCGGAACCGCACGGGUUCUACCAGCAGCUCCUCCAGUGGCAAGAAGAACAGUGAGAGCAAACCCAAGGAGCCUGUAUUCAGUCCAGCCCUUCAGUCUCCGAAACCCCAAGGGAAGCGCCGGGUGACACACUGCAAAGAAGAGGGAUAUGUAAAAAUGUUUCUCCGAGGCCGCCCCGUCACCAUGUACAUGCCCAAAGACCAAGUGGACUCCUACAGUUUGGAAGCAAAAGCUGAAUUACCAGCGAAGCGGCUGAAGCUGGAGUGGGUCUACGGGUACCGGGGGCGAGACUGUCGCAAUAACUUGUAUUUGCUUCCGACCGGGGAGACCGUGUACUUCAUUGCAUCUGUUGUGGUGCUUUAUAACGUGGAGGAACAGCUGCAGAGGCAUUACGCGGGCCACAAUGACGACGUCAAGUGCCUAGCGGUCCAUCCUGACAGGAUCACCAUAGCAACAGGACAAGUGGCGGGCACAUCUAAAGACGGAAAGCAACUGCCGCCACAUGUGCGCAUCUGGGACUCUGUGACACUGAACACUCUGCAUGUCAUCGGAAUAGGCUUUUUUGACCGGGCUGUCACCUGCAUCGCAUUCUCAAAAUCUAACGGAGGAAGCCACCUCUGUGCUGUGGAUGACUCCAACGACCAUGUGCUGUCUGUGUGGGAUUGGCAGAAAGAAGAGAGACUGGCCGACGUGAAGUGUUCGAACGAAGCAGUAUUUGCUGCGGACUUCCACCCCACAGACACCAAUAUCAUCGUCACCUGCGGGAAGUCACAUCUCUACUUUUGGACGCUGGAAGGAAAUUCCCUUAACAAGAAGCAAGGGUUGUUUGAGAAACAAGAGAAGCCAAAGUUUGUCCUUUGCGUGACGUUUUCUGAAAACGGUGACACCAUUACGGGAGAUUCAAGUGGCAACAUAUUGGUGUGGGGAAAAGGUACAAAUCGGAUAAGCUAUGCAGUUCAAGGGGCCCACGAGGGCGGCAUUUUUGCACUUUGUAUGCUGAGAGACGGCACGCUGGUGUCCGGAGGAGGGAAGGACCGACGGCUCAUUUCCUGGAACGGAAAUUAUCAAAAACUUCACAAAGCAGAGAUCCCUGAGCAGUUUGGCCCAAUACGGACAGUGGCUGAGGGGAAGGGCAAUGUUAUCUUAAUAGGAACUACUAGAAACUUUGUCCUGCAAGGCACCUUGUCAGGGGACUUCACACCCAUCACUCAGGGUCAUACGGAUGAGCUUUGGGGGUUGGCCAUCCAUGCCUCCAAACCUCAGUUCUUGACCUGUGGACAUGACAAGCACGCCACUCUCUGGGACGCUGUUGGUCACCGGCCAGUCUGGGACAAAAUCAUAGAGGAUCCAGCUCAGUCCUCUGGUUUUCAUCCUUCAGGGUCUGUGGUUGCAGUUGGGACACUGACUGGGAGGUGGUUUGUGUUCGACACGGAAACAAAGGACUUGGUCACCGUCCACACGGAUGGAAAUGAGCAGCUGUCUGUGAUGCGGUAUUCUCCAGAUGGGAACUUCUUAGCAAUCGGCUCCCACGACAACUGCAUCUAUAUAUACGGAGUUGCGGACAACGGGAGGAAGUACACGCGGGUCGGCAAGUGUUCCGGCCAUUCCAGCUUCAUCACUCACUUGGACUGGUCCGUGAAUUCCCAAUUCCUGGUGUCAAAUUCUGGCGACUACGAGAUCCUCUACUGGGUUCCGUCUGCCUGUAAGCAAGUCGUGAGUGUGGAAGCCACACGGGACAUCGAGUGGGCCACCUACACCUGCACCUUGGGAUUCCAUGUCUUUGGGGUAUGGCCAGAGGGCUCCGAUGGAACAGACAUCAACGCCGUCUGCCGGGCCCACGAGAAGAAGCUCCUGUCCACAGGCGAUGACUUCGGCAAAGUGCAUCUCUUCUCGUACCCGUGCUCCCAGUUCAGGGCUCCAAGCCACAUCUACAGUGGACAUAGCAGCCACGUCACCAACGUGGACUUCCUCUGUGAAGACAGCCACCUUAUCUCUACGGGUGGGAAAGACACAAGCAUCAUGCAGUGGCGGGUCAUUUAGUCCCCGUGGGAUCCCGAGGAGACAGACUCACGUCCCGCUUGGUCACUGUGAUUUCUGUUUUGUCUACAGACUCUUAACAAACCUCAGGAAAACUGUCCCUCUACCAGUUACCUUAGUUGGGGAGCCAGUGCGUGUCAUACCAGAUAAGCAGUUUUGCGUCCACUUUUGUUAUAUAGGGCAGGAUAGAAUGCAUGUUGGGUAAAGGAAGUUCCCAAGGUUUACACGGCAUCAACAGAAGGGACUGGUGUAUCCUUAUAGACACUUUUCUAUGAACUCUUCAAAAAUGGUCACAGAAUGCCUUUUAAAAUAUUGUAUAUAGUCUUCACUGCUUCACCUUGCUAAGUCAGAUAUUUAUGAUAAUGAAGUAUGGAACUGGGGUCAUUGUUGACUAAAAGGUCCUAAAAGGAUAAAUUACGUAACUGAUUUGCCCAGCUGAAUCAGGAAUGCAAAUGCCAGACUUUCCUUGGCCAUGUAACUAAAAUCCCAUUAACUCCUCCCUCUGGGAGGCUGGCAAGAAAGGUACUGUAUUCUCCCUGGUUAAGCAGUUUGUACUACAGAACCCCUGAGCUUCCAUGGGUGUAUAGGUGCUUCCACGCUCUGGUUAGACUGUCUUGCCUGGGGACACAGCCAGUUUCUUCAGCACCUCCACAAACUGCACCCCAAUUCUGUUCCUGCGCCCUGAUUCAUGGCGAGACAUUUAGCCACCACCCUCUGUGUAUUAACGGCAUGAUAUGGUAUUGUCCUCAUAUAGGGUUUAACAACUUAAGAUAAAAUGCCCAAGGCUGAGCCUUGCUGUGUGUGCUCUGGACACUACAUUUGUACCCAAUCGAGCAGGUCAAGAUGGAGAGGGGCUCUCUUCAGAGUGCAGCACCUCUGAGGCUCUGGGUGUAAGAUGGUUUCCUUCCCUGACUUUUGUGCUCAGACAGCACUCAGCAUACAGGCCAAAACUGUGCUCUGACAGUAGAACAUAGGCAUCCGAAGGUGUCAAGAAGGCCUUACCCUUUGUGUGGCAGAUUGAAUUGAUUGUUUACACUGGGGACUGUAUCUCGGAUUUUUAAAGAGAGGAAUCACAAACAGACUUAAGGACAGAUGCUGAGAUUUCUUUUUGUAAACUUGUUUAAGCAAGUGAGUGAGUUGAGUUGUCUGAACUCUAUAGCGCUGGUUGUUUACGCUGAUGAAGGAUGACAUUGAAGACGUUUCCCUUGCCAUCUCUAGCCUGCCGUGAAGGGACAGGGUGCCAGAAAAUCACGUGACUCGAGAUGAAGCUGUUUGUAUGUAUCCUUCUCAAAUAUAUUCUAUAAGGAAAUAAAAUCUGAAAAGUGCAUUUCUUACUGA
Molecule: messenger RNA, 4214 nt
Organism: Arvicanthis niloticus (Nile rat)
Lineage: Eukaryota; Metazoa; Chordata; Mammalia; Rodentia; Muridae
Source: RefSeq, a predicted model, not a curated record